CACUCCUAGCAAAAUGACAAAUUAGUGGUGGAGCAAGUCGUUUACUUUGUAUUAAAAGAAGAGGGGAGUUUAAUGAUUGACAUUUGAUCUAUUAUAAUGGCACUGAUUUCUUGUUGGUCCUUUUUCGAGAAUUUGGAGAAGCCCAAAAGAUAUGUCGGUCGUAUUGGUAAGAAGGGAUCUAUUAUAUAAAGAAAGCGAGAGAGAGUUGUAAAUUCAUUUUGUUUCUGGGAAAGAAAGAGAGAAAAGGAGAAUGGCGGACGUGGUGAUGAGGAAAGAGGAUAGCGACACAUUGAGUGUUAAGGAACUCGGUGCUUUUCUACCGCCGCCGCCACCGCCGCCGCCGCCGCCUACCUACAAGCCGUCAGCACAAGGUUUUGUUGACUUUUAUCCACCACCAUAUCAGCCUCCCAAUGUUUGGGAACCUCUUCCCCCCGGCCCCAGCACUUGGAGUCCAGUGGUCAUAAAAUUGCCUUCUACUCCUAAAGACGAGUUGAAGCGAGAGUUACUGGAUGCUAUUCUUCUACCGGAACCCGUUGACGAAGAACCGGGCAAGCGGUCGUUAUAUAUACAGUCACCAACUCCAUCUAACAUGGAAUAUCGAAGAAUCUUUCAUCAUCGGUACACUCCGAGUCCAACUUAUAGUCCCACUGCCCCUGGCGGUUACAGUUACUCUCAAUCUCAGGAUGCUAUGCACGCCAAGCCACUGCUCUUUGCUAAAAUCGCACUCCAUUGCUACAAUCUCGAAAAGGGGACACACUUUGAACGUUUGGGUCUGCCUCGAGAUUAUGACCAGACCUUAGAGGCAAGGGAUCCAGCACGCAAUUACACUUGCAGGUUUGAAACAAGUGUUCGGCUUGCCACUGAGAAUAAAGAUUGCUUCCAUGUUGUCACAACCCGCUGCAGGCCCUUGCCCCCACCUCCUCCUCCAGGGGAAGAUGGAUUCCAAUGUGGAUUUGACACACUCUCCGUGGAUGAGCUUUUCAAAGGCAACAUGCCCGAUUGGUUGCCUAAUGACUAUGCCACUAGUACGCAGCUGCUCCUGCAAUACUACGAGAUGAAAGAAUCAGAGGUGGAACAAGCCAAAGAAUGGCUUCAUCUUUACGCUGAACUAGCCUUGUACACCAAGAAGCAGACGGACCCGUUCAUGUUUGAGCGUUCAAAGCCCCUGGAGCUCGGAAAGGUUGUUGUGCAAACUAGAGGAGUUGUCGACUCUCUGAAAGAGGUUGAGCUGUUGGAUAAUGCAGUCUUUUUCAUAACCUUCAAAACAAGUUGCCAUCGUGUCUGGAAAGGUAUCAUCAGGAGGACAAGGGAUGGGAUUCCAGAGCAUCUAUCCCUUGAAGCCAAGUGCUUCAUGUGAUGUGAAGAGUCUCUUCUGAGGUUGACUAUGAGCGAGAGAGAGAGAUUAAAAAAAAAAACGGUCCGUAGCUCUAUCUACGCUAUAAGUACUCCCUCCGUUCCUAAAACAUGUAUGUUCUGGAAAAAAAAUUUGUUUCAAAAAGAUACAUUUUUUACUUUUUCAAUGUAUGAAUUUAUGAAAAAUUGUAAGUUUCAAAAAAAUUAAUGGUGUUUAUUGAA
Messenger RNA from Brassica napus (rape), 1575 nucleotides. Its product is annotated as UPF0725 protein At2g20620-like. The record is from RefSeq and is a predicted model, not a curated record. Lineage: Eukaryota; Viridiplantae; Streptophyta; Magnoliopsida; Brassicales; Brassicaceae. Bases 251 to 1357 code for a protein of 368 amino acids. The transcript has 8 exons.